Prunus dulcis (almond) is the source of this 930-nucleotide messenger RNA. RefSeq names its product meiotic nuclear division protein 1 homolog. The coding region runs from base 84 to 740 and encodes 218 amino acids. Lineage: Eukaryota; Viridiplantae; Streptophyta; Magnoliopsida; Rosales; Rosaceae. Gene Ontology annotation, cellular component: nucleus. Gene Ontology annotation, molecular function: double-stranded DNA binding. Gene Ontology annotation, biological process: reciprocal meiotic recombination. The record is from RefSeq and is a predicted model, not a curated record. The transcript is spliced from 10 exons.
GCAGUGGAUAUAAAGAAUUCCCGCCAAUCUAGACGCUUCAUUUCAGUAGCUUCCUCAGCAAUUCGUCUUCUCAGCUCGCCUCAAUGUCGAAGAAGAGAGGUCUUUCGUUAGAUGAGAAGCGUGAGAAGAUGCUUCAAAUCUUUUACGACUCUCAAGAUUUCUUCCUUCUAAAGGAGCUUGAGAAGUCAGGCCCAAAGAAAGGUGUUAUUUCUCAGUCUGUGAAAGAUGUGAUCCAAAGUUUAGUGGAUGAUGACCUUGUUUUCAAAGACAAGAUAGGAACCUCUGUGUAUUUUUGGAGUCUUCCUAGCACUGCUGGAAACCAGCUUAGGAAUGUGAAUAGCAGACUUGAAUCUGAUCUCCAAAGCAGUAAGAAGCGUCAUGCAGAACUUGUUGAACAGUGUAAUGCCCUGAAGAAGGGACGUGAGGAUUCUGAAGAACGAGAUGAGGCCUUAGCUGAUCUAAAAGCCAUAGAGCUAAAGUAUAAUGAGCUGAAGGAUGAGAUGGCGCAGUAUGCAGACAAUGAUCCAGCUGCCUUUGAAGCAAUGAAGAAAGCAAUUGAAGUUGCCCAUACAGCAGCUAAUCGAUGGACAGACAACAUUUUCACAGUGCGCCAGUGGUGUUCAAAUAACUUUCCGCAGGCCAAAGAGCAGCUUGAGAACUUGUACAACGAGAUUGGAAUAACAGAGGACUUUGACUAUAUAGAGAUGACACUAGCUCCACUGAGCUCAGUUAUUAAUUAGAUCCUGAAUGGCACCGCAUGGUAAAUACAGUAUGGUUUGUAAUUCCUUAGAUUUCAAUUGUCAAUCACCACUAUGGCUUGUAUCGAACAAGGAAAUGCUGUUUCCUUUAGCUUUAUGCAUCAUAAUGGUACUAAGAACACAGGUUGAUAUGAUACUUAAUGACUCAAUCUAACAUGUUUGUUUACUUAAA